UUUUAGGACUGUCGCUGUCUAACUUAGGUGAUGUCUAUUGUAAGUUCUGUUUGCAUGGAAAUGGUUCAAUUUAUGUCUACAGGGCGUGUAAGUGUCGCGGGGUUAAUAUAAUGGAAAUAGCCCAAAUUUAUUACUUCGUGAGAAAAAGUGAGGUCCGUUAUUUGCAACCGUAUUUUCAAAGGAGCUCCGUUCCUUGACGGAUGCAGUCUUUCUAUGGGACGAUCAGAUAUACCAGUACAUCGAUCUCGAAGUGGACGAGGAAGAUUUUAUGUUGCGUACAUUGACACCGAAGUACAUAAACAAUAGCAAUCUGAGAAUUCUCAUGUAAGGUCAAUUUGAUCGAUGUAGCACAACGGGGUGAAAAGGAAAAAGUCUGCAACAUCACCAGUGUCACAUUUAACAGCGGUGAGAACAAUUUAAGCAGCGUGUGGAUAGGGCCUAUAUCAAAAUGUUCACAAGAACUCAAAUGAUGGAUCAUUUAACAAGAAACGCCAUUCCUUUACUUAGUCUGUUUCUCUGCGUAGUCUACUUACAACCGUUUACUGCAGAGCUCGUAACAGUCAAUACCAAAUAUGGGGCUCUUAGGGGAGAAAUGAUUUCCACGGACAACGGUAACAUCACGCGAUUUCUAGGCGUCCCCUAUGCUCAAGCCCCUAUCAAGUCCUACCGGUUCCUUCGACCAAGGGCACUUCUCAACUGGUCUCUGCCAAGAAACGCGACCAGCUUUGCUCCAAGCUGCCCCCAGAAUAUGGCCAAAACUUACAAACAGCUUGGCCGGUUUGGCGACGGGUAUUUGAAGGCCAGAGUUGUGCACAACGUCACAAACGAAGACUGCUUGUAUCUGAACAUGUACAUACCCGGGAGGGUGAGUGAAAAGAAAACACUGCCUGUAUUGGUGUAUAUUCACGAUGCCUCGGAGGGUUGGGACUCCGGGUUUGGAAUGAACUUUGAUGGGACACGGCUCGCACUGGGACAGCAACUGAUCGUUGUUAAUUUCAACUAUCGGCUAGGAAUCCUGGGUUUUCUUGCAGCAGGGAACGAAACCCACUGGGGAAAUUAUGGGAUGUGGGACCAGGUGGCAGCACUGAAGUGGGUCCAUGACAACAUCCACAGCUUCGGUGGAGACAACAGCAGGAUCACCAUCUUCGGUUAUGGAACAGGUGGAAUAAGCGUCGGCCUGCUUCUUUUAAGCAACGCCACCAAUGGUCUGUUUAAGAGAGCAAUUUCGCAGAGCGGCGUCGCUUUGCAUUUACCGGAGGAAAAAAUGAAGAAAAUGUUCUACGAACAUACUGCCUUUUUCUACAAAACGCUCAACUGCACGAGUGGAAACGCAACCCUGGUGUUGGGAUGCCUCCAAAACGUCCCCUUGGAAGUGCUGAUGGAAGCAUCUGAGCGUUAUUCGGCAAAGAUAAAUAAAGGAAAGCCGGGAGGAUUAUUUUUGCCAGUUGUUGACGGAGAACUUAUAGGUGACCACCCGUUUCGUCUGCUGUCAUCCGGGAAAUUCCAUCGUGGCGUCCCAUACAUGGUUGGUGGCGUAAGUGGCGGUACCCUACGAGGAUUCGAACAACUCUCCUUGAAGCAAAUUCAAAACGGAACAAGCAAACAAGAGUUCUCAAAUCUAAUUCAGAGCAGUUUCUCAGAGGGGUUCGGAGAAGAAAAAGCAACUUUACAGCUUAUUAGUCAUGAAUACAAUGAUGAAAGAGACGACCCAAUUGUACUAAGAGAACUAUUUCUGAGAUUGCAUUCGGAUAAUUUUUGGUCUUCGAUAUAUCAAACGGCCGAUUUUUACAGUAGAUUUGGGGAUAUAUACAUAAGCAUAUUUUCCCAUAAACCAAGUUAUUCUUCUUAUCCGGAUUUUGUUGAAGCCAUGCCGGGGGAAGACAUCUUAUUUGCGUUUGGAGACGUUACAGACGACGCGCUGGGCCUUAAUUGCACGUUGGUUGAAAAAUUCCUAAGUGGCAGUGAAAUCCAACCGACAAUAAGAAUGUUUGCUAGCUCCAAUACAAGUCGUGAUGACUUUUUGGGACCGUGGCGCCCGUACACGCCUCUGCACAGAAACUACGUGAAGAUUACCACUGCCACCAACGGUGACUUUCUGAACACCAACUACAGGCGCCGAGCCAUGCGUUUCUGGAUUUCUAUCGUGCCUGAGGUUGUUGCCCUUGGCAACCGUAAAGAACGCGUCGAAGUAUAUGUGGAUCCACCUGGGGAAAUUUUGCGAGUAGGAGAAUUAAACCUGACGGCAAAAGAAGCCCACAUUGCUCUCUACGUCCUGGGUGUGAGUGCUGGAAUCCUGCUCGUCCUGUGUGUCAUAUUGCUGUGGAUAGUGUGCCUCCUCUCCUUCUCCUGCUGCCAGUGCUGCGCAUGCUGCUGGUACAAGGACCUUCCGCGAGGAAAAGGAAACCGAAGCGUGAACCACGAGAUCCAGACGUUCGACGCGACCAACGGAGUGAGAAACAAAUAUGAUAGUGAAUCAUCGACCACUUUUUGAUUGUAAAUUAGAAAUAUACUUUACUUAGAGACUAAGUAAGAUCAGUCUGAUUGUUUAUAUAGAGUGAAUUAUUUAGAGCUUAUAUACACGGGUUUAAGUUACAAGUUUGUGUUAUCUCAAUAGUUAAGUUAUUCAAGGGAUA
This is a messenger RNA of Lingula anatina, 2633 nucleotides long. RefSeq lists its product as uncharacterized. Gene Ontology annotation, molecular function: nucleotide binding. Lineage: Eukaryota; Metazoa; Brachiopoda; Lingulata; Lingulida; Lingulidae. The record is from RefSeq and is a predicted model, not a curated record.